AUGGCAACCUGCCGGAGAGUGCAGUGUGUGGUGUGGAGUGCGUUAUUACUGAUCCUGGCGAGUCCUUGCACGGCUGCUCCAUUGGGAUCCGGGAUCCAGCCAACUGACAGCUCGCUCGAUCCAGUCCUAUGGAAGGAAGCGAUUGGCGAGGAUGUCCAGCGUACGAAGCGUAAGUUCCGGCCCGAAGAAUGGGCGGCGGCCAACGCCAUCCUGGACCUGCUAGAGCAGCUGAAACGCAUCCGGCAGGUCUCACCAUCGAGGCCGAAAUCGACAACUACCUCGACGACUACCUCGACGACCACCUCGACGACCACCUCGACGACAUCCACGACGACGAAGGCGACACUUCGUAGCAAACCCCGAGCAGAUCGAAGCCGGAGUUCACGCCGAGAAGACGAUGACGUGCCGCAGUUCAACCCGGACGGUACGAUCAUGCUCCAGCUGCCGGGGAAGCUGUUCGGUAACGCGACCAACUUCGUGCUGGCGGCUGCCAAGUUGUUCGGUGACUUCAUAACGAAUACGGCCAUACGUACGGCGCGGUUCAUGCAGCUGUUCCAACCGAUCGCAGGUCGCCAUUUGUUCAUUCAAAUACCGACACCGGCUCCGUCGGGGGUGGACUCCUGA
Molecule: messenger RNA, 624 nt
Organism: Anopheles nili
Lineage: Eukaryota; Metazoa; Arthropoda; Insecta; Diptera; Culicidae
Exons: 3
Coding region: 1-624 (207 amino acids)
Source: RefSeq, a predicted model, not a curated record